CCGGUCAAGUUCAUCUCCGGAGCUCCGCCUCCCGAACUGUUUGUGGGUGCCCAGGGGACCCCGUCCGUUGACGACGUUGGUACUUUCAACGGUGGAAGUUACCGAAUCAGCCACCGGGACAGCAACACCAUCUUGACCAUCCAACUGGCCUUCGGGUGCACCCUUCUCGCCAUGUCUCCGACGGUCAUACUGCGAGGUGCCGUCAAGUUCAGCAUGAAAAAGCUCGUCGCCGGUGCCGAGCUCGCCCAGUCCACCUUCACGGGUCCCGGGGAGGUGCUCCUCGCGCCCGCCAUGCUCGGUGACAUGACCAGCCUCCGGUUGACGGGCAAAGAGACGUGGUCGGUGGGCCAGGACGCCUACAUUGCCAACACCCAGGGCGUCAACACCGACUACAAGCGCCAAGGCAUCGGCAAGGCCAUGUUCAGCGGUGAGGGCUGGUUCGUGUACAAGAUUACCGGCGUUGGUCUCCUCUGGAUCACGAGCUUUGGCGCCAUCAUUCGGAAAGAUCUCAUCGACGGUGAGAAAUAUAUCGUCGAUAACGGUCACUUGGUGGCGUGGAACACAAAAUACGUGAUCGAGCGAGUUGCAUCGGGCGGUAUCAUCUCCGGCCUCUCCUCCGGAGAAGGUCUCGUGUGCAAGUUUACUGGUCCAGGCACCGUCUAUAUGCAGACACGCAAUGUGGUACGUUACACAUCUCCCCGCGUGCACAACGGCGAAUUGCAAGUGAGCGCAGAAAUGCUGAUAUACGGUCGUAAUAGAAACGGUUCCAGGCCUAUCUGA
Molecule: messenger RNA, 780 nt
Organism: Sodiomyces alkalinus F11
Lineage: Eukaryota; Fungi; Ascomycota; Sordariomycetes; Glomerellales; Plectosphaerellaceae
Product: DUF124-domain-containing protein
Exons: 3
Source: RefSeq, a predicted model, not a curated record